AUGGCGCUCAAUCUUGUUGUUAAAGUUCAUCCUGUUGUUUUAUUCCAAAUAGUUGAUGCUUACGAGCGUCGAAAUGCCGAUUCACAUCGUGUUAUCGGCACUUUACUUGGAACCUCCGACAAAGGGGUAGUAGAAGUAACAAAUUGCUUCUGCGUCCCACAUAAAGAACAUGCUGAUCAAGUAGAGGCUGAAUUAAAUUAUGCCAUGGAUGUUUAUGAACUUAAUCGAAGGGUUAAUGCUUCUGAAAACAUUGUGGGUUGGUGGGCCACCGGCAAUGAAGUCACAAACCACUCAUCUGUGAUCCACGAGUAUUAUUCACGGGAAUGCCGUGAGCCAGUCCAUGUAACGCUGGACACGUCACUCGCUGGUGCUCGUAUGGGACUGCGCGCAUACGUUUGUGUCGCGUUGGGAGUACCGCGCGGCAAGCAAGGCUGCAUGUUUACACCCAUUGAUGUUGGACUCACAUAUUAUGAACCUGAGAUAGUAGGUUUACAAUUAUGCCAGAAGACGAUGGGUCCAGGAGGGCGCUCACGCCAGGUGCAGCCCAUGGUCGACUUGGCGCAGGUAGCCGAAGCCGCGUCCAAGUUAUCUGGCUUAUUAGACCAGGUGGUGCAGUACGUGGAGGAGGUGCUAGCGGAGCGCGCUGCGCCCAACAAUGAGGUGGGACGGCAGCUGCUCGAGCUGGUCAGCUCGCUGCCCGACCUCGCCUCCAACUCCUUCGUGGAUGCCUUCGCUUCCAGCGUUAAGGAUCUGCUUAUGGUGGUGACACUCGCACAGCUAAUCAAAACCCAACUGCAGUUAAAUGAAAAGCUCACGCUCCUCACAUCGCAG
Brenthis ino (lesser marbled fritillary) is the source of this 831-nucleotide messenger RNA. The record is from the annotation of a GenBank genome assembly. Lineage: Eukaryota; Metazoa; Arthropoda; Insecta; Lepidoptera; Nymphalidae.